CAGUUUGUUGCAUCAGUCAGUGAACGAAUGAUGUGUUUGUGCAUACGGAUAUGUCGAGAAUAAUCAGUUGACGUUGAACGGUGAUGCGGUGCGCAAGGUAGUAUUGAGGCGACAAUUGGAACCACGAUAUUAAAUCGUAUAAUAAAUUCAAGAGAAGUCGUCAUCGAAAGAUUAAUAGAGAAAAAGAGGGACUUGUGUUGUCGUAUGGCGGAUUAUGAGCUCGAAGAGUGUCAUAAUCACCUUUCCUAAGGGACUGUCCGCUGUCAAGGCGCUCCCGGUGAACGAACUGACACACAGUGCGUUACCCAGAUUGAAUUUCACCGCGUCGAUUCUGACAGAUAAGGCGACAAUGGACGGCAGGAAGAUUCUUCAGGUUUCUCCCAGGCAGGAAGAGAUACGCUCGGACGAUGACUUCGCGACAUUCAUCAAAACCGAAGAUGGUUGCGCGCGUAGCAAAAAGCGUCGUCUGGAUCAUUUAACGUGGGAGGAGAAGUUGCAAAGGAAAAAACUGAAGAACCGAGUGGCGGCUCAGACUUCGCGUGACCGCAAGAAGGCCAAGUUGGAUGAACUCGAGGAAACGGUAAAAACGCUGAGAGAAAGCAACGAACAGCUCGCGCAGGAAUGCACAAUGCUUAGAUCACAAAACGAAUCGUUGUUGAGCGAGACGAAGAGGCUCAGGAGAGAGAGGGACAUGAGAAACGAAACCGGAGAUCAGCAACAACAGUACUGCUCCGCGUGCCAGGCUCGUGUCGGCUGCGCUGCACCUUUGCCAGGAUCUGCAGUAUCCUAUGACUACCCUCUGCCGCAGGGUGGGUCAGCACAGCCGGCACCAUGCCUGACACUAACCCCAGGAGCAACCGUCCUGUUGAAGAUCCUGACCCUCUACCUUCUCUCGAGGAACUAUUUAGCGAUUUCCAGAGCGAAGGAUAUGUCGAGCGACUCGAAGAACUGGCCGCGAGCCUUAUGCGAGAAGUUACCACCGGCAUGGAAGCAAAUCCUCUUAGAACAGAUGAGCAAAUGUGCGUCACAGAAGAUCCUCUUAAAAAAUCUGACCGUUCAGAAACAAUGGUGGGGCAGACAUCAGAAGAUGUGGAAGCCGAUCGAGUCCGUGAAAGUAUAAACAACGUUUCUUACCUACCGGAUACAUCCGAUUGGCAUACGGGCGAUCGCGACACAGAGACCGCAGCACCGAUCAAGACCGAGAUCGAGAUCAAACAGGAAUCCGAACCAACACCGGACCUUGACACUGUCUAUGGCACUUACG
Messenger RNA from Cataglyphis hispanica, 1264 nucleotides. It is a transcript of the gene Xbp1, whose product is annotated as X-box-binding protein 1. Gene Ontology annotation, cellular component: nucleus. NCBI's taxonomy places the organism in Eukaryota, Metazoa, Arthropoda, Insecta, Hymenoptera, Formicidae. Gene Ontology annotation, molecular function: RNA polymerase II transcription regulatory region sequence-specific DNA binding; DNA-binding transcription factor activity, RNA polymerase II-specific. The transcript is spliced from 3 exons. The record is from RefSeq and is a predicted model, not a curated record. Bases 215 to 1120 code for a protein of 301 amino acids.